This is a messenger RNA of Salarias fasciatus (jewelled blenny), 1459 nucleotides long. It is a transcript of the gene b3gat3, whose product is annotated as beta-1,3-glucuronyltransferase 3 (glucuronosyltransferase I). Gene Ontology annotation, cellular component: Golgi membrane. The coding region runs from base 159 to 1169 and encodes 336 amino acids. The transcript has 8 exons. Gene Ontology annotation, molecular function: galactosylgalactosylxylosylprotein 3-beta-glucuronosyltransferase activity. The record is from RefSeq and is a predicted model, not a curated record. Gene Ontology annotation, biological process: carbohydrate metabolic process; chondroitin sulfate proteoglycan biosynthetic process. NCBI's taxonomy places the organism in Eukaryota, Metazoa, Chordata, Actinopteri, Blenniiformes, Blenniidae.
UGUUGGUCAAACUGCAUGAAAACGUCCUGUCUGGGUGACUGAAUGGAUGCUGGGACGUCGUGCUGGCCUGAGGCGCCUCUGCUCUCGUCGGAGCAUCAUGUCCUGAAGUUCUGAGCUCCGCCGCUCCGUGAUUUCCCGCCGCCGCUGGUCAGGGUGCCAUGGCGAGCAGGAUGAAGCUGAAGCUCAAGACUGUGUUCGUGCUGUACUUCAUGGUGUCCCUGCUGGGCCUGGUGUAUGCUCUCAUGCAGCUGGGCCAGCGCUGUGACUGCACUGAACAUGACAUGCCAAAGGACCGGAUCAUCUCCCGGCUGCGUGGGGAGCUGCACCGUCUCCAGGAGCAGAUCAGGAAGUCGGAGGCGACAAAGCCACCUCCGAAGCUGCUUCCCAAGCCCUCUGUGCCCACCAUCUUCGUCAUAACUCCGACAUAUGCAAGGCUGGUGCAGAAGGCCGAGCUGACUCGCCUCUCCCAGACCUUCCUCCACGUGCCUCAGCUGCACUGGAUCGUGGUGGAGGACUCGCCACACAAAACGCCCCUGGUGACUGACCUGCUGAUGAAGAGCGGCCUCACCUACACCCACCUGCACAUGCCCACAGCCAAGGAUCGCAAACUACAGGAGGGCGACCCCAGCUGGUUGAAGCCCCGCGGCGUGGAGCAGAGAAACGAGGGACUGCGGUGGCUCCGAGAGGACCGGAGGGCUCAGCCGGGAGGAGACACCCAGCAGGGAGUGGUUUACUUCGCCGAUGACGACAACACGUACAGCCUGCAGAUAUUUGAAGAAAUGAGGAGCACUCAGCGAGUUUCAGUGUGGCCCGUGGGUCUGGUUGGAGGAAUGAAAUAUGAGAGGCCGGUGGUUGAAGGAGGGAAGGUGGUUCGCUUCCAUACCGGUUGGCGUCCCAGCCGUCCCUUCCCGAUGGACAUGGCGGGGUUUGCCGUGUCUCUCAAACUGGUCCUGGCCAAUCCAGACUCCUGCUUCGACGGCGAAGCGCCGAUGGGCUUCCUGGAAAGCAGCUUCCUUCAGGGCCUCGUCACCAUGAAUGAGCUGGAGCCCAAAGCGGACAACUGCUCCAAAGUGCUGGUGUGGCACACACGGACAGAAAAGCCGAAGAUGAAGAGGGAGGAGGCGCUGCAGGCUCAGGGACUGGGCUCAGACCCUGCUGUGGAGGUCUGAGCGACACACACCGCGUGAAGCAUACUCUGCUGUCUGAUGCUGCAUCUGCGUUGUAAAUACUGUAAAACAAACCAAUAUUUAAGAGGAGACGUUUAAACGAUCCCUGGUUCUGGCUGUUUUCUGUGUCAGGUGAUACAUGUGAGUGAGUGUGUUGUAAGUAGAAAUGUCUUUUACGUUUUCUUUUUUUUUUCCUGUACUGUCUUUUCUUUAGCGGUACAGCAGAUCAUGACCUGUUGGGGGCGCCAGUUUUAAAGUUUAUAGAGUCACGCUGUUACACUGCAGGUACAUUA